UUUCAGUUUUCACCAUUUUGCUCUGCGGUUGUGAAUUAUCCAUUUCUCAUAAGCAAUAUGUGUGUAUUAUUUUGUUCAUUUGUGGUAAUAAAUAAUUUCAAGGAUUUUGGGAGCGUAAGAGUUACAGGUGAUCUGAGAAAUGGAACCCGAGAAAGAUGAAGAGAAGGGCGGCAAAGGGCCAUGGCCGCCGGAGGAGCCAGUAAGCAAAAGCUGGGUUUUGAGGUACAACUCGCCGGUGGUUCAGGUUUCCUUGAUUGGGCUGGUCUGUUUUUGCUGUCCGGGAAUGUUCAGCGCGCUCGUGUCAAUGGGCGGUGGCGGACAGGUGGACACCACCGCCGUCAACAACGCCAACACCGCCCUCUACACCACCUUCGCCGUCUUCGGGAUCCUAGGCGGCGGAAUCUACAACAUCUUGGGGCCGCGAGCCACCCUCUCCGCCGGCUGCUCCACCUACGUCCUCUACGCCGGCUCUUUCCUCUACUACAACCAUCACAAGCACCAGGCCUUCGCCGUCGUCGCCGGCGCUCUCCUCGGCGUCGGAGCCGGCCUAUUGUGGGCGGCCCAGGGGGCUAUAAUGACCUCGUACCCACCCCACGGCCGGAAAGGAAUCUACAUCUCCUUGUUCUGGAACAUAUUCAGCCUCGGCGGCGUCACCGGAGGACUCAUCCCUUUCUUAUCGAACUUCCGUCGAAACGACGCCGCUUCAGUGAACGACGGGACUUACAUCGGAUUCAUGGCCUUCAUGUCCGCCGGAACUCUCCUGUCUCUGGCGAUCCUUCACCCCAGCCGCGUAAUCCGGGACGACGGCACAAAGUGUACGAACAUCAGAUUCUCCAGCGUGGCAGUGGAAUCCCGGGAGAUUCUCCGGCUGUUCUUGAAGUGGGAGAUGAUUCUGCUCCUCCCUGCUUCAUGGGCCAGCAAUUUCUUCUACACGUACCAGUUCAACAACGUGAAUGGGGUUCUGUUCAACCUGAGAACGCGGGGUUUGAACACUGUGUUCUACUUUGCCGCGCAGAUGAUCGGGUCAGUUUUGAUUGGUUUGGUGAUGGAUUCGAGCUUCAAGAGGCGGAGAACCAGAGGGGUGGUCGGGAUUGCCACUGUCGCCGCCGUGGGGACGGCGAUUUGGGGCGGAGGGCUAGCCAAACAGCUUGAUUACAGCCGGGAACACCCGCCGGAACACAGGCUGGAUUUCAAGGAUGGGGUGGAGUUUGCAGGGCCAUUUGUGUUGUAUUUCAGCUAUGGCUUGCUUGAUUCCAUGUUCCAAAGCAUGGUCUAUUGGGUCAUCGGAGCCUUAGCAGAUGAUUCCGAAAUCCUUAGCAGGUAUGCUGGAUUCUACAAAGGUGUGCAGAGUGCAGGGGCAGCAGUGGCCUGGGAAGUGGAUACAAAGAAGGUAUCAUUCCUUAACCAAUUCAUAGCAAAUUGGGCACUAACUACCAUAAGCUAUCCCCUUCUGGUGAUUCUUGUAUUGUUAGCUGUUAAGGAUGAUGACGAUGACGACAAAGCUGAGGACAAUAAAUAUACUCAAUUUACUGCAUCAUAGUUCAGUAGUUAAGUUACGUUACGUUGUUGCAUGGCUGGCUCCAACAACAUAGGAGUUUCAGAGUUACUUAAAAACAUGAUAAUGAUCAUUCAUGGUUCAUGUGUUCUGUUAA
Ipomoea nil (Japanese morning glory) is the source of this 1652-nucleotide messenger RNA. Its product is annotated as UNC93-like protein 1. Lineage: Eukaryota; Viridiplantae; Streptophyta; Magnoliopsida; Solanales; Convolvulaceae. Bases 140 to 1540 code for a protein of 466 amino acids. The record is from RefSeq and is a predicted model, not a curated record. The transcript has 2 exons.